Molecule: messenger RNA, 1167 nt
Organism: Cyanidioschyzon merolae strain 10D
Lineage: Eukaryota; Rhodophyta; Bangiophyceae; Cyanidiales; Cyanidiaceae
Exons: 1
Coding region: 1-1167 (388 amino acids)
Source: RefSeq, a predicted model, not a curated record
AUGGGUUGUACUUGCGGGGAAGCUCACUCGCUCGACAGAAAACGAUUGCAGUGUGCAAUUCGAACUUGCACUCGUCGGGGCGCCAAGACAGGGCGUUCAGAGCAAGCGAAACAGGUAGAGUUACCAGGCACGCAAUUCCCGGAUUCGGUUAAGGACUGGUGUCGUCCGUACCGCGAACCAGAAUUCUCCCUAGACGAUACCCGGGUGUACACGCGGCCGCACGGGAAUCCCGAGGUGGGGUGUUAUUUUCGGCGUGUCGAUUACGUCGCCCUCGAUCCGCAGGUCGCCCGCUCGGGACGCGUCUGGCAGUUUGUGCAGUGCCUUCGCUCCCAUGCGUGUUAUUCGACAAGAGAUGAGGUUGCCUCGUUCGUGGUGGUGGGCAUCCUCUGUGACUGUCUUCGACAGCCGCGGGCACGACUCAAUGACAUGGGCGCCUUGAUGGGUACCGACCUCGGCUCCAUGGCGUCCGCACAACGCUUCGGCAACGGACGUGCCCGUUUCUGCACAGAUGCCGUGCCUGAUGCAGUCGCCAGUCUCGCAGAUGGUCGUGACGCUAACGCACCUGCAGCGAAUCGAGAAACGGAUACCAGUGCACCAAGCGGGAACGGCAUGCUCGCCCGAGGGCGUGCAUCGCCGGCUCGGCGAAGUGCUUCGUCAGCUUCACUGGAUCCUGCACAACGGAACCCGGAGUGCUGCCAACAGUGCAUCCCUGGCGCCAGUACCGCUGCAUUCACGUCGGUCGGUCGCCCCGGCGAGUUAUUGACUGUGAGCACCAAAACCUCAGUUCGCAGCAGGAACGGUGCAGGGCAUCGCGCGAGCGUUUCCCCAACAAAUAGCGCAUACGCUAAGCAUGGGUCACCGGACCCCGACGAGAAUCACGAUCAUCAUACGGGUCAAUUUCGGCUUCUACACGAGGUCUCAUCCUUGUCACCGGCACCAACUGUGGGAUUUCUCGUGGGUGACUCGGCGCCGCGCCCUUUGCGUAUGAUUAGUGACCUGCUGGAAAAACUUGUCACAGAGGGCCGUUGGGUCGCAGCGCUCAUGCUUGUUUCUGGGGCAUUUAUUAUGAGCUGUGGCCUUGUGGCCUUGAUUCUGGCGCUUCUAUUACGUAGCCUCUAUGUGACGCUUUUUCUGAAGCAAAAACAUCCACUGGGCUUCUUGUCAUGA